Molecule: messenger RNA, 510 nt
Organism: Rotaria sp. Silwood1
Lineage: Eukaryota; Metazoa; Rotifera; Eurotatoria; Philodinida; Philodinidae
Source: the annotation of a GenBank genome assembly
AUGAGUGGUUUUUUUAAAGAAAAUCUUGACAUAGAUUCUGAGAAAGGUUCAAAUUCUAAUGCUCAACCAUCAGAAGCAGUACUACCAUCACAAACAGAUGGCUCACAUAAUGUCGGAUCAGAAGAUACUCAACAAAAUGCCGAAUCAAUGAACAAAGGCCAAUUACAAAAGAAACAAAAUAAGCCUCGGAACACUGACAAUUCGUUUUGUUGUUCCAUGUGUGAUAAGAAGUUCUCCACGGAUGCUGGUCGCCUUGAUCACGCAAGAGUCAAGCAUAAAGUCGGAGAGCAAAUUGAUCUUGAUAGUUUGACACUAAAAGAUGAUUUGAAAUGUCACUCUGAGUUAAAAGAGUUCGAAAGUCAGCCAAAUCUUGAUCUUAUUACAUUUGAUCAUGGUAGUGACGGUUGUGACACAUCACAAUCGAGUUUACCAGCAACAAUAACAGAAACUGGCAGUCUCAUCCAAUUUGAUGAUGAUGAUAAUAGUGCUGGUGAUUCUUUUAAUACGUAG